Lodderomyces theae is the source of this 516-nucleotide messenger RNA. It is a transcript of the gene TOM20, whose product is annotated as Tom20p. Gene Ontology annotation, cellular component: mitochondrial outer membrane translocase complex; mitochondrial outer membrane. Gene Ontology annotation, biological process: protein import into mitochondrial matrix; protein targeting; tRNA import into mitochondrion. Bases 1 to 516 code for a protein of 171 amino acids. The record is from RefSeq and is a predicted model, not a curated record. Lineage: Eukaryota; Fungi; Ascomycota; Pichiomycetes; Serinales; Debaryomycetaceae. The transcript has a single exon. Gene Ontology annotation, molecular function: transmembrane protein transporter activity.
AUGAACAAAGCUUUGGCAGCAACUGCAGUAGUAGCCACAGCAUUUGCUGGGUACGCCAUAUACUUUGACUACCAACGUAGGAAUUCCAGGGAGUUUAGAAAAUCAUUAAAGAAGAAGGCCGUCAAGCAGCAAAAGCACAAGGAGAAGGUCGAAAAAGAAACCAAGGAACUUAGAUUAGAGACUGUGAAAAAGGCGCUCUUGGAAGAUUUGAGAGCUAAUCCAAUCCCAACUGAUUUGAACGAAAGAGAGGCAUUCUUUAUGGAACAAGUGGCAACCGGUGAACAGAAAGCCAAGGAUAACUCUAUAGAUGCAGCCAUCUGUUUCUACAAGGCGUUGGCUGUGUACCCUAAUCCAACUGAUAUUUUGGGAGUUUACCAGAAAACCGUGCCAGAAGAUGUUUACGAAUUGGUUGUUAUGAUGAUUGCCGUAUACCCACCAGCCUCGGUAUCUAGUAUCUUGAGUAAAGGUGGUGCUGCACCGGGUGAAACUAAACCUUCUGAAGCUGAUUUGGACUAA